GUGAGUGCGGCUCAGGCGGGCAGGCGCACAUGGUCGCUGCGAGGGGGUGCGCCGGAGCCGGGCAGCUCGACUCUCCUCCCACGUCCGAGCUGGACCGCAAAGGGCCACCGGCUCGCCUCGGAGAGCUCUCUAGACACCGCGAUCCAGGCGCCGGGGGGCAUCGGAAAGCCCCAGACCGUUUGCCGCUGAUUUGCCGCGCAGAGCUGAUCGCAGCCCCUCCAGAAAGAAAGAUCGACGGCCCUUGAGCUUCUCAACUGGGGGCCGUUUUGCAGCGCGCCCAAAGUCUGGGGAGGCAAUUUUAAUACAUAUCUAUUUUAAAAAGUUGCUUGCCUCACUGCAACCCGGAAAGCAGCAGCUUUUACCCAAAGGGGGAGGCUGGAAAAUCCCGUCGUGACCAAAGGCGGGAUCGAUUUCCACGCUUUACUUCGAAAGCGCAAGCCCGAGUUGGGGAGAAAAAAGGAUUCGCCAAGAGGAAGUCGGGCAAGCCACCCUGUGCCGGGGAAGGACGCGCGCCGUUUUCGGAGCCGCAGCUUUGCAAGGGGGUGGGGAGCUGCCCGUUCGCGUUUGGAUCGAGUUUCUCCUACACCUGCACUGAAGAUUUUUUUCCAAAAGAAAAGCUCCCCCCCAAUCCCCUCCUAGGUCUCCCUUUGAAAUGCAAGACUUCCUCCAUUCAGGUGCCUUUCCCUUCCUUUGGAGCCUCUGUCCUUUUGCCGCUGGUUUGCAACCUUGACUUUGCCGCUUUUGACUUUUCUCUCUCAAAAUACCCCUCUCUCUUCCCCCUUGCGAUAACCCUCCGUCAUGUCUUUCAACCACACCAUGAUUCCUUCUGCCAGCGGCACCUCCAAUGGGACUGGCGGGGCCGCCGAAAGUGGCAGGGCUCCUACCAUCCCCACGGUCAUGUUCAUCUUCGGGGUGGUGGGCAACUUGAUUGCCAUCGUGGUGCUUUGCAAAUCCAGGAAGGAGCAGAAGGAGACGACCUUCUACACGCUGGUGUGUGGUUUGGCGGUCACGGACCUCCUUGGCACCUGUUUGGUCAGCCCGGUCACCAUUGUCACAUACUUGCAGAAUAAGUGGCCCGGGGGUGAUGCGCUGUGUGAAUACAGCUCCUUCAUCCUCCUCUUCUUUGGGCUGUCCGGCCUCAGCAUCAUCUGCGCCAUGUCUAUUGAGAGGUACUUGGCCAUCAACCAUGCUUACUUCUAUAACCAUUAUGUGGAUAAGAAGCUGGCCGGGCUCACUCUCUUUGCCAUCUACGUUUCCAACGUCCUCUUCUGUGCUCUGCCCAGCAUGGGUCUGGGGAAAACGACCCUGCAGUACCCCAAGACGUGGUGCUUCAUAGACUGGCGGACCAAUGUGUCCACCUAUGCCGCUUACUCAUACAUGUAUGCUGGCUUCAGCUCCUUCUUGAUCAUGGUCACCGUGGUCUCCAACAUCUUGGUCUGCAUGGCGCUGAUCCGCAUGCACCGCCAGUUCAUGCGGCGCACCUCUCUGGGGACGGAUGCCACCUCCAACCGCGUGUCAGACUUUCGCCGGCGCCGCAGCUUCCGGCGCAUGGCUGGAGCAGAGAUCCAAAUGGUUAUUUUGCUCAUUGCCACCUCCUUGGUCGUGCUGAUCUGCUCCAUUCCUCUAGUGGUGCGUGUCUUCGUGAACCAGCUCUACCAGCCACCUAUAGUGACGGCUAUUCAGCAAAACCCGGACCUGCAGGCCAUCCGCAUUGCUUCAGUCAACCCCAUCCUUGACCCCUGGGUGUACAUCUUGCUUCGCAAGACUGUGCUGAGCAAAGCCAUCGAGAAGGUCAAGUGCCUCUUCUGCCGUAUCGGAGGAGUCCACCGGCAACACUCGGGAAGCAAUUGCAACUGCACUGAUGGCCGCAGGCCCUCUGCAACCACGACCAAUCAUUCCCCUUCCUUCAUCUCUCGAGAAUUAAGGGAGGUCAGCAGCACAUCCCAGACUCUUCUUUAUCCCCUAGAGCCAAGCGAAAACAGUGCGGGAGGGCGUAUGCUCUUGCCAGGAGCCAGCAGCAGCCUGGCCCAGUCAGACACUACGUCCAUAAGGACAUUGAGGAGCUCGGAAACCUCAGACUCUUCCCAUGGACAGGACUCUGAGAAUGUAUUUUUGGUGAACGAACUCCGGCCAAAUGGCGAGAUCAGCGCCGCCUCUAAAGGCAGCUCUCUGCAAGUCACCUUUUCCUGCGAAACACUGAAUUUGUCAGAGAAGUGUAUCUGAACAAUGGAAGGAAGGAGGAACUGGUACGGUGGACAUAGCAGAUGUCAACCCAUCUGUGAGCCUGCUGUUCCCGAGGCGCAGCCAAUGCGCUUUCACUUUCUCAGUCCGAUUGGAAUCGAGUAGCCAUUCAGAGUAAGGUGAACAGGGAAAGGGCACCCAUAAGAGACAAAGUGAUAGCCGUCCAGGGGAGAGUAUCCUAACUGCCAGGGCUGCUGCAUUUCGACACUCCGUAUGUGUCGUUUGCACCCUGAAGAGAAGAAAGAUGCAGCUGUGCAUAAAGAAGUGCUUUUCUUAUUGUGUGGUUGGUACGGCUCUUGCAGGCAAUGAAAGAUUGCCAAACACUUGUCAGGCCUUGCUAAUGUAAAGCAGAUGAAUGUAGUGGGGUCGGAAGCACUGGCUUCUACUUAUUGCCUUGUCUUGCCCCGGGACACAGUUUGUUUUCCGGAAGUCCAGAGUUGGAAAGUUGCUGUUUUCUUUUCCAUCCAAAUAUAAUUGAAGCAUACUUAUCCACCAUUCCUCUCCCUCCCCUGGUCACAUGAUAAGGUUCAGAGAGUACUAAAGACUAACACAGUUGCUGGUAGUUAUGUAGAAUAACCUCUACGGCUGCCCUAGCUAAUACAAAAUUGGGAGGGGAAAACCAGCCCUCUCCUCUAGUGUGAAAAAUGUGAAUUUCUCUGGCUGUAUGUUAUCUUGUGACUGAAUGUAUUUUAAGAAAUCUGUUCUUCUCUGUGAGAAGGUUAAUUACUAAUACAAAGUAUAGAGAAUAAUAUUAUCAGCUCCUCUUAACACCUGCUGAAAGAUGAUUUUUUUUUCAUUCAGUUUAUUUUCUAGACACAAACUCGACAGAUCAAAGCAGAGCUAAUUCUUAAAAUAGGAAUUUGGAAUUUAAUGGGAAUAUUUUAUGAUACUGCUGAGUAAAUAAAGGAAUGUUUUUUUUAAUGUUCCUUAUAGUGUGUAUGCAUAGCUGUUUAUGUUUUGUGAAUGUGUUCAGAAUACAGUGUCUCCUCCUACCCAUGGGACCAAUCCAGUUCUCUUAACUAUGAACAGUUUAUUUACCUUUGGUCAGUGUUUUUUGUGUGGUCUUCUAUGCAGGCAUAUGAUCGGAAAGUUUCCAACUGAGUUUUUUUGCACACUUAAGCUCCUAUUCGUGUGAUGCAGAGACUGCAUAGAAUUAAUACAUAUUUACAACUUAA
Messenger RNA from Eublepharis macularius, 3416 nucleotides. RefSeq names its product prostaglandin E receptor 4 (gene PTGER4). Gene Ontology annotation, molecular function: prostaglandin E receptor activity. Gene Ontology annotation, cellular component: plasma membrane. The record is from RefSeq and is a predicted model, not a curated record. The coding region runs from base 799 to 2223 and encodes 474 amino acids. The transcript is spliced from 2 exons. Gene Ontology annotation, biological process: cellular response to prostaglandin E stimulus; inflammatory response; positive regulation of cytosolic calcium ion concentration. NCBI's taxonomy places the organism in Eukaryota, Metazoa, Chordata, Lepidosauria, Squamata, Eublepharidae.